This is a messenger RNA of Anopheles gambiae (African malaria mosquito), 4565 nucleotides long. RefSeq names its product vesicular acetylcholine transporter (gene VAChT). The transcript is spliced from 2 exons. Gene Ontology annotation, cellular component: membrane; terminal bouton; AP-1 adaptor complex. Gene Ontology annotation, molecular function: acetylcholine transmembrane transporter activity; xenobiotic transmembrane transporter activity. Bases 683 to 2458 code for a protein of 591 amino acids. Lineage: Eukaryota; Metazoa; Arthropoda; Insecta; Diptera; Culicidae. Gene Ontology annotation, biological process: xenobiotic transport; chemical synaptic transmission; transmembrane transport. The record is from RefSeq and is a predicted model, not a curated record.
CAGCGGGCGAGCAAACGAACGCCCUGCUCUCCAAACUAGGCAGCUCGCUGUUCGGGGCCACCGGGUCGCCCCAGAAGGUGGUCACCAACAUCCGUGGGUUCCUCUCGAAUCGGCUGACCAGCGUUUCCAUCCCCGACACAGGUUGCCGCCACCCCUUGGACAACGACUGUAUACCCCCUGCGACGUAAGCCACCGCCGCAAAGCGCAAAGACACACGUCUGUUCUGUGUACAUUAAGCGGAAGUCGGAGAAGAGCCCCCCACCCCCCAUUAUUGCAAGAGAUGUAGAGAGAAGAUGCGUAGCCCAUCGCGUCGGUUGUGAUCUAGAUACGGGCCACUGACUAGAACACACGCUGGUACACAGACUCGGACACACACACAGCGCAUCACACACGACAUGCUCCAGCAGAUGUGUGAUCAACAGAAGCAGCAGCAUCAGCAGCAGCCCGACCAAACCAGAGGUGUACGUUUGAGGCUGACAUCGAUCACGAUCAGCAGCAGCAGCAGCAGUGCCUAAACACUCGAACACAUACCCUUCUCUACAUAGUAGAGGAUAACAGGUGGAUCUACCGGGUAAGGAUCAUCAUCAUACGUGCAGAAGUUCAGAGUAGAGAUAUACGGAGUCCAAGAUCUCCAAUACAGUAGUAGCCAACACCGGACAGGAAAGACGUAGCGCAACACAAGAUGGCACCGCUACCGAUUAUUAAUCUCGAGCCGAGCGAGGUGAAGGAGAUCUUCUGGACGAAGGUGAAGGAACCGCAGUCGCAGCGCAAGCUGAUUCUCGUCAUCGUCUCGAUCGCGCUGCUGCUGGACAACAUGCUGUACAUGGUGAUCGUGCCGAUCAUACCGGACUACCUGCGCUACAUCGGCACCUGGGGCCCGGAGGAACCGUACAACAUGAGUGCGCCGACCACCGUCUUCACACCGCACACCCAUUCGCACCACGGGCAGGAUUCGGCCACCGGCAUACUGUUCGCCUCGAAAGCGAUCGUGCAGCUGAUGGUGAACCCGUUCUCCGGUGCGCUGAUCGACCGGAUCGGCUACGAUCUGCCGAUGAUGGUGGGGCUGAUCAUCAUGUUCCUGUCCACGAUGGUGUUUGCGUGCGGGCGCAGCUACAGCAUGCUGUUCUUUGCCCGCUCGUUGCAGGGCGUCGGGUCCGCCUUUGCCGACACGUCCGGGCUGGCCAUGAUUGCCGAUCGGUUCACGGAGGAAGCGGAGCGUACGAAGGCACUCGGCAUUGCGCUGGCGUUCAUCAGCUUCGGCUGUCUGGUGGCGCCCCCGUUCGGUGGCGCCCUGUACCAGUUCGCCGGCAAGGAGGUGCCGUUCGUCAUCCUGGCGCUGAUAUCGCUGAUCGACGGGUUUAUGCUGCUGCUCGUGAUGAAACCGAUCAAGGAGCAGCUGGCCGACCGGCAGGAGGUGAGAGCCCCGUCCGUACCGAUCUGGCGCCUGCUAAUGGACCCGUACAUUGCCGUCUGUGCCGGCGCGCUCAUGAUGUCGAACGUGGCGCUUGCCUUCCUGGAGCCGACGAUAUCGCUCUGGAUGGAGGACAACCUGACGACGGACAACUGGAAGAUUGGUAUGGUGUGGCUGCCCGCCUUCUUCCCGCACGUGUUCGGCGUGAUCAUCACGGUCAAGAUGGCGGCCCAGUACCCGGACAAGCAGUGGCUGAUGGCGGCCGGCGGGCUCGCCCUCGAGGGGCUCUGCUGCUUCAUCAUCCCGUUCAGCUCGUCCUACAUCAUGCUGAUGAUACCGAUCUGUGGCAUCUGCUUCGGCAUUGCGCUGAUCGAUACGGCGCUGUUGCCAACGCUCGGCUACCUGGUGGACAUACGGUACGUGUCGGUGUACGGCAGCAUCUACGCGAUCGCCGACAUCUCGUACUCGCUGGCGUACGCCGUCGGGCCGAUCAUUGCGGGCGGCGUGGUGGAAGCGAUCGGCUUCACCGCACUCAACUUCCUGAUCGCGUUCUCGAACCUGCUGUACGCCCCGGUGAUGUACUACCUGCGCAACAUCUACGACUUUAAGCACUUCGAGAACGAGGCGAACGUGCUGAUGGGCGAUCCACCGACGAAGGAGUACCAGACGUACACGAUGCACGAUCAGCAGAUGGUGGGCGAGGAGUACAAGAACCAUCUCGAGUACGGGCGUCAAACGGACGAUGGCAACUACCAGCAGGAGACUAACAUCGAUCAAGGGUACUCGCAGAACGGUAGCUAUCAACAGCAGCAGCAGCAGCAGGGUGGAUAUCAGAACUAUCAACCGGGAUAUCAGGAACAGGGUGGCAGCGUCUAUCAGCAGCAGCAGCAACAAGCCCCGAGACAUCUUCCACAGCAGCCCCAGCCGGUUGCAAAUCCCUUCCGACAUGGGGAAUCUUCAGGACAGCAGCAGCAGCAGCAGCAGCAACAGCAGCAGCAGCAACCGGCACAACCAAGGAUCUCGAAUCCAUUCCGGCAGGGCUUCUAAAGCCGCAAUGCUAAAGCGUUAAAGCGUCUGAUCGUAGUGUGCCAGUGGCUGGCAGACGGUAGCGCCCCUGUAACGCUAUCGAUCGGUUAACUGUUGUUAUGCUUCGCUUAAUGGGGCUGUAUUUAAGGCACAUCAUGGUGAUCACCUCACCGUUUCCAGGAAAAGGACGAUCUACGGCAGAUCAAUUGCUGCAACACGCAUGACAUAUAGGACGAAACGACAGUAUAGAUCUAGAACCUAGGAGUAAGGUAAUUCUCCGGUGGAUACGCGUGCCGAUCGGUCCAUUGCCCAGGGGGAUCCCACAGGUCGGUUCGAAUUGCAUCAAUAUCGUAGACAUAUCAACCACAAGCGUAACGUUCUAUUCGGGUGCAAGGAGACGGCUUUCGUGCGGCAUCCGUCCGAGAUGGGCCGGUUUUGGCACGCGGCUCAACUGGAGAACAUUUUAGUUGUUUACACGACUUCAGUUCAGCAUUCUCACUAACAUAAGACACAACCAAGGUAACGAUACAUAUCAGAGCUUCGUGCUCGCCUGAAUUUACCAAAAAGUGAUAUUAUAUAGUGGAAGAGUUAUUAUAUCCCUUGUAUUAUUAGUAGUAGUAUUAAGCGAUGUGGCACCAUCCGUAUAUGGCACCUGGCACCUGGCGCUCUGGCGUCUCGAGAGGGCAUCGAGAGGGCAUCAAACCCCUCCCGAGCAUGCCUUCCCGCGAGAGACCCAGUGCCCAGGGGAUGUACGUGGCGGGAUCUCACUCACAGUCUCUAGAUAUAGUUUUAGUGCAUAUCAAACAGAAACAAAACAUGCCUAGACACGUAAGGAUUAGCACUCUGCUACGUUGCUGCUAUUCAAUUUUCCAAAACCCCGCCUAUCUUGCACCUAUCGCACGUACGCGGCGGGGCUGUACUCUGUACAUUAAGUUUUCCUUGUACACCGCAUUACGCAAAACGGGUACGCUCAUCAAUGAAAACACGUUGUUGCGUUGCGUUGGUUGCUGCAGGAUGCGCUGCUGCAGGUGGAGCAGACCACCGCACCACCAUGUGCUGGGGUAGGUUCCAGUUCCGGCAGCACCAUCUAGCCGCCUCCUGACCUGAAAGUCUCUAAUGGUAUCAAUUAAAAUAGUUUACAGUUCGUUCGCAGUUCGGUGGCAGUAACCGGCAGCACCAGGGGAACCAGGAGGACCGAGGUGUAGGUUUUCAAAACCGCACGCCACUACUGCCCUUCCCGGUGCUGCUCGGUAACAUGUGUAAAGUGAAGCGAAACACGAACCUAUACUUACUCACGUAUAUCUAUUACGGUAUUACAUUUACACACACACUUAACGAAAUGGGUUAGUCGGAAUGGAAGAGCGUACAAACCUUGGACAAAAGAUGUAUUAACGUUUUUCAUAUUUAUCUUUCAUACACGCUCAGCUAUUGUGUAAAGUUUAGAAAGUCCCUCUGCCAGCUGAACAGCGCACCGAAAAACGAAGUCUAUUAGAGUUUGGAUGUAUUAUACACUGAUCAUGCUUUACAACUCUCGUCCUUUUACCUUCUCCCCCUCAUGCGUCUGCGUACUAUAUCAAAUCGAGAAGGUGGAAUAGAUUAUAGGAACAAUUAUCACAAUCAUAUCAGAGCGAUCGGGCUGGCGGCUUGUGCCCUACCGUGCCAGCAUUGUUGGAGCAGGCCGAUCGUGUAAACGAAUGCAAUUGAACCGAGCAAAUUAAAGAGCAACCAGCAGCAGCAGGGCUCUUCGGAGGACCGUACAGAUAGGCAAACGAUAAACUUUAUCCCGUAAGACUGGCAAGUAUAGGUGUGCAAGCAAAUGCUACCGAUAAAUAGAACACGACUUCUGUUCACGAAUCAGCGUAUCAAUCGUAUGUAUAUUAUUUCAGUUUUGCUUACGUCAAACGUUAAGCAAAGACUUUUUCUCCCAACCAAAGUUCACAGUGUAUUUACUCUUCUUGCAAAGGGAGUAUAGUUAGGAUUGCGUUACUUUUUUUUACAUUAUCUUGCAUCUCUUUCGAAAACAUUCAAAUAACGUCAACGUGCUCUUCUCACGCUCUGCGUGCUGCAUCGUUUGCGUAAAAUCACAGCGUACCGAAUGUAUCAAGCAAGCUUAGCAGGCUGUCGCAAA